AUGACCUUGUUGCCCACCACUGCAAUGCCCACAUUCACAUCCAAGCCGUGGCUCCUCUACGCCUACCCUUGGCAGCCCUACCCCCGCCGCCUGGUAAUCUACCUCCGAGAGCGAAACAUCCCCUCGUCCCUCGUGACCGUCGUCAACGUCUCGGACGUCCAGUUCGGCGCCAAGGUCCCCGCGGGCUUUCCCCCAAAACCACCAGGGAGUCUUCCGAUCCUCGCGAUUCCGAAGGAGAAGGAGCCCAAGCCUCCCACACAAGGAGCCGCAGCGGAAUUCCUCUUCAUCAAGCAGUCAAUCGCCAUCAUGGAGUUCCUCGAGGAAGCGUGCAAUGCGGGACGUUAUGGAUUCCCGAAGCUUGAUGCGCCGUUGGCGUUGCCUCUCAACGAGCCCCUGCCAUCUGCAGGGACUACAGGGGGUAUUGCGGGUGAUACCGAAGCCGACGCCGCUUCACGAGCCCUCCUCGCAGCCCGACACAGCGAGCUCCUAAGCCUAGCGAACGGGCUAACGGAGACCUGGAACCCCGUGCGCACCUUCGGCUCCGGCACGGGGACGAUGCGGAUCCCGACAGCCGCAAAAGAGAUGCUGGGCUGGACGCGCCGUGGUCUCCUGGCUGUUGAGAACUGGUUUGAGGAGAAUAGGUAUGAUGGUGGUCUUAGAUACGACGAUGACGGAAACCCUGGGAAACGGCAGAGGCAAGCUACCAUUGCAGAGAUUGUUCUGUUCCAGUUCCUUGAGUUCACGGACUAUUGCUACGGGGUUGAUAUGACGCGGUCUUCGGGGAAGACGGUUGUUGAUGUUUAUGGGCGGGAGGUGGUGGAGGAUUUUCCGCGUCUGAGGAGGUUUUAUGAGGAGUUUGCUACCAGGCCGAGUGUUAGACGGUGUGCGGAGGUUGGGGAUGUGCCGCAUGAGCGCUGGGUUGGGAUGAUGAGGGAUUGGUCGGAGGGGAUCUUUGAGGGGAAGUAG
This is a messenger RNA of Aspergillus mulundensis, 966 nucleotides long. RefSeq lists its product as uncharacterized. Lineage: Eukaryota; Fungi; Ascomycota; Eurotiomycetes; Eurotiales; Aspergillaceae. Bases 1 to 966 code for a protein of 321 amino acids. The record is from RefSeq and is a predicted model, not a curated record. The transcript has a single exon.